AUUCUUAUAUAUAUUACUGAGUCGUUAUCGUAUUAAUUGAAGGCUUACAAGAUGCCGCGCGCCCUCAAGGAUCUCAGGGACUACCUCGCCGUUUUGAAACGCCCCGAUGCCACUGCCGUGACUGUUUACAAGAAAUCUGGCAAGGGAGGUGUCGUUCUUACUAAAUUCAAGGUGCGCUGCUCUCGUUUCCUCUACACCCUUACUGUGCCCAACCAUGCCAAGGCCAGUAAGAUAGAGGCUUCCAUUCCCAGCCACCUCAAGAAGACUGUCAUCGCAUCUAAGAAGAAGUGAACAGCUUCUAAUGUGAUAACGGGAAUU
This is a messenger RNA of Babesia bovis T2Bo, 318 nucleotides long. RefSeq names its product Ribosomal L38e family protein. The transcript has 2 exons. Gene Ontology annotation, cellular component: ribosome; cytosolic large ribosomal subunit. The record is from RefSeq and is a predicted model, not a curated record. Gene Ontology annotation, molecular function: structural constituent of ribosome. Lineage: Eukaryota; Apicomplexa; Aconoidasida; Piroplasmida; Babesiidae. Gene Ontology annotation, biological process: protein-RNA complex assembly; translation. The coding region runs from base 52 to 291 and encodes 79 amino acids.